Molecule: messenger RNA, 2956 nt
Organism: Ylistrum balloti
Lineage: Eukaryota; Metazoa; Mollusca; Bivalvia; Pectinida; Pectinidae
Product: cysteine-rich protein 2-binding protein-like
Exons: 18
Coding region: 70-2718 (882 amino acids)
Molecular function (GO): acyltransferase activity, transferring groups other than amino-acyl groups
Source: RefSeq, a predicted model, not a curated record
AAAAAAAAACGAAAACAGUGAAAGUAAAAAGUGUGUGCAACAAUCAGAAAUUGGAUACAUUUAGUGGGAAUGGCAAAGGAAGAGAAAGGUGUUUGUUAUUGUGGUGAAAAAGACAUUGAAGCUGACACACCAACACUGGUCUGUGCCCGAUGUCGAGGAAACUUCCAUUUAGAGUGCCUGAAGUCAGGUUCUCCUUCUUCACUGGUUGGAGAUGUAUUCUUUGAUUUCACAUGUUCAAAUUGUGGUGAGAAACAUGAAGAAGUGGUGGAACGGAUGAAAAUGCAAUGGACACAAGUGGUACUCCUUGCACUGUACAACCUACAGCUGAGUGGUAAGGUGGGGAAAUUUGGCUACUACAGAUGGAAGGAACAUAUCUGUGCCUUCAUAGACAAGUAUUGGCUGGUUCUAUUUGGGAAUCACAGAAAGAAGACAAACUUGUGGCAUGGUACUGUGGCUGGAACUCUGUCAUCAGGAUGCCCUCAUCACUUUGUGUCAGGAGCCAAAGAGUUGGGAGAAUCUGGAUGGUGGAGGCUUGCUGAGAUGAAACCACCUAAUCACAAACUGAUGACAUCUUCCAGCAAGACGGGGCGACGUCGUGUGAGUCACCCUUUACCUCCACAAGAUCACUCAACCAUGAUGAAGGUAGAGGGACUUCGAAACAGAAGAGGCAAAACGUCCAUUGAGGCUGCCAUGGAGUUGAAGGCCAAGAGAGAAACACUUUUGGAAGCUAAGGAAAUCAGAAAGGCCAAGCAGUCCCCCAUACAGAGUCACACUGGUCAUCUCAUUCAUGUGGAUAUCAAACAGGAGCUAGGAGGGGAGGGGUCUGGAAAGUUUAUCCCUCUGGAAAGUACUCUUGGUAUGUUGACUCCUUCAGGGCCAGUGGCUGGCCCAAGUUUCCAGCCAGUCUUUGCUCAGGGCAUCAAACAGGAGCCUGCUGAUCCAAUCUUCUUGUCAACACAAAGGCCUAAUUCAUCACAAAGUCAGAAUUCUUUCACAUUCUCACCUGGAUCUUCUCAGGUGUCAAACCUUUCUUUGACCCAGAGCACAAGCCUUAGUAACAUAUCAUCAUCUGGAUCAGUAAGCGGGUCAUUUAAGGGAGACAUUGAUGAGGAUAGCCAGUUCUCUCACAGCAGCAGCAAGAAUGACAUGUGGUUGACGGAACAUGACCUCAAAGCUGAUUCCAGCCUUCCUAAUUUGUUCAUGACGGAUGAUAUGGAUAAUGUUGACUCAGACAGUGACCUCGAGAUUGAUCCUGGAACAAUCACUCCACCUCCUGGGUCACCAUCUAAUCAGAUUCAACCAGACUCGCCAACUCUCCAGGAUAUCCUAAUGUCCAUAAGCUCCAGGGAUGAUACAGAUAUGGACCUGGAUUGUAGUGCCAACUUUGGAAAUCCCUCUGAAGAUUCUCUCAGUUGUCAAGGAUAUAAGGAAGACAUAUCUAACAGUAGUCAUAGUAACAAAGAAGUGGAGUCCGAAGAAAAUCGGGGUGUGGGCCAGCUUGAAUCUUUGAGUGAUGCAAACAUGGACAUACAUGGUGGUCAGACAGACAAUGCUGUCAGCUGUGCAGUCAAACAAGAGGAUGACCAAUCUGUAGUGGACUCUGAGAGUGAAAAAGAAAGUGAAAGUGAAAGCAGCUCUUCCGAAGGUUCAGAUUCAGGGACUGCUUUGCAGAAUGAAAGCAAACAUAAACGAAAGCGAAGAAAGACAAAAGCAGUUGAUGAUGUGAAAGAGGAAGAAACUUCACCCACAAAUAACGUGGUCUUGAUGAGUUUGUAUGAGGAGCGACAAUUGUUGAAAAAGAUCAACAGUGUGGCAGAUGGUGUAGAACUGGAACCAAAGUUAAAAAGAUUACGACGCAAGCUUAUAGUCCGGCAGCUAAAACGUGAAAGAGGCGUGCCCAUAUUUGAUAUUGAUGUGGAGAUGAAUAGAUUGGCUCGUACAUGUUGGGGAGGAGACUGGGAGGAACACAAAGAUCUGAACCAUCAUGGCCUGCCUUCCCACCGACUACAACGAGGGGAUGUCAGAAUUCUGGACAGAUUCCAGACUACAGUCCAGGCACACCAGGCAUGGCACCAACAACAGCCUUCCUUCCUCAAUCGUCUUGUUGGUACAGAGGACGACCAGCUACAGUGUAUCAGUAGUCCUUAUACUGCUAGAAUUCUCAAGCCAUUCAUACGACGUGAUUAUGAAUCCCGACCUCUGAAGAUGAGACUACUUGAAGAAAUCAAAGCCUAUCCACACAGAAAUGACAAGACCUGGAAAGCAACUCCCCCACCAUCCAUAGACUAUUGCUAUGUGAGACCUCAGCACAUCCCCUCUGUUAAUACUCUUUGUCGCGAGUUCUUCUGGCCUGGCAUUGACUUGUCCGAGUGUUUACAGUAUCCAGACUUCAGUUGUGUGGUAUUGUUCAGGAAAAUAGUGAUAGGGUUUGCCUUCAUGGUGCCAGAUGUGAAGUACAAUGAAGCCUAUAUAUCUUUCCUCUUUACACAUCCAGAGUGGAGACGGGCUGGCAUUGCCAAGUUCAUGCUAUACCAUCUCAUCCAGACUUGUCUGGGUAAGGAUGUUAACCUCCAUGUGUCAGCCACUAACUCAGCCAUGUUACUAUACCAACAUUAUGGCUUCAAACCAGAGGAAUUUAUAUUGGAUUUUUAUGAUAAAUAUUACCCCGAGGACUCACGCGAGUGUAAACAUGCCUUCUACCUCAGACUGAGGAGGUAGGAAAAGGCUAAACACUUACUUUAAUACAAAUAUAAUGCAUAUACAUAGGGAGUUGGAAGAAGCAUAAAUACUUCACUCUUUACUUACCACAAACAUGGGCUGUGGUCACUAUAUACACAUCACUAUAUACAUAUUAAUGAACUGCAGACAUGGGAGGGAGUAGCUGGUCAAGAAAUAAUCUUGUGUUAAUAUGAAAUAUAUUGGUUGGAAAAUCACAUUAAACAAUCUUCAUAAAAUA